Molecule: messenger RNA, 3392 nt
Organism: Strigops habroptila (Kakapo)
Lineage: Eukaryota; Metazoa; Chordata; Aves; Psittaciformes; Psittacidae
Gene: METTL25
Product: methyltransferase like 25
Exons: 10
Coding region: 25-1701 (558 amino acids)
Source: RefSeq, a predicted model, not a curated record
CCCUGCGCGGGCCCCGACGGCGCCAUGUCUCGGCGGGCCCGCGCGCUGCCGCCCCAGCUGUCGCCGGCGGCGGCGGUGCGGACGCUGCGGCGCGUGUCGCGGUUCCUGGCGCGCGCGCUGCCGCUGUGCCGCGCUCACACGGUGGAGUUCUACACGCGCGGGCUGUGGGACCGGCUCGUGGCGCCGCGCCCCGCCGCCGUGCUCCAGGCGCUGCGGCGCCCCCUGGCGGAGGCCUCCGGCGCCGCCGCGGCGUGGUGGGAUGAUGACACAUUUUCCAAUGUGUUUUGUGAAAACUCAGAGAAGCUUAUCAAUGUACAUUUGUUUGCCCUGGCUGCUAAGUAUUAUUCUUCGUCCAACCUUGGAGUGUGUACCCCAUUAGAAGAUGUACUUGAAGCACUGAGAGGAGACAAUCAAGGAACAACAGGUAUCAUAACUGAUGAGUUUAUGAGUAAUAAGAAAUCACAUGAAGUGCAGGUGAUGUCAGAGCUGGUAGUCAACAUAGCGAAUUGUUGUGAUACAAAGCAGGUGAUUGAUAUAGGCUCUGGAAAAGGCUACCUGAGCUCUUUUUUGUCCAUGCAAUAUAACUUAAAAGUUUAUGGAAUUGACUCCUCAAACACCAACACUAAUGGUGCUCAUGAAAGGAACAGAAAAUUGAAGAAACACUGGAGAGCAUAUCAGAGUCGAGGGAGAGCAAACCUCAAAAGCCAGAGGUUGGAAAAGGCAAAUGACAGGCCAGUGGAAAGUGAAAUUAAAUGUAAAGCAGUCAAUGAAAAGCCCUUAAAUAAUGACAGCAGUGUUCAAAGGCAGGACCAAAUGGCUAUCCAAGAUUUAGUUGCUUCCUGUGGUUUCACAGGAAUAGCUACAUCUGAAAUGAGCAAACAAACUGAAGCUGAUUUGGUGGCUCGGACACAAUCUGAUGAGAGCAAACUUUCUGAAGAGGUUCUUGCUAUUCUAAACAUUCUGCCUGCUGAUGCUGUAGAAGUUUCUUCAUCUCAGCGUAACUGUGGGGAACUCUGUGCAGAGGAAAAGGCACGAAGAAAAAUGGCGUCUCUCAAGGCUAAAGCGAGCAAGUCAAGUGAAUCAAAUCUGUAUUUUCCAUUGACUUCUUGCAUCACUGCAGAAACAGAACUCAGUGACAUCAUCACAGAUCUGGAGGACUGUAUGGUGGUGGGUCUUCAUACAUGUGGUGAUCUUGCUGCAAAUACAUUACGAAUUUUUACUGCCAAGCCUGAAAUCAAAGCAGUUUGCAGUGUAGGCUGCUGCUACCAUCUGUUGUCAGAACAGUUUGAAAACCAAGAAGAAUGCCCCAAUGAAGUGUGUGGAUUUCCCAUGUGUCAGUACUUGAAGGACAAAGGCUGGUGCUGUGGUCGCAAUGCUAGAAUGUCAGCAUGCUUGGCUUUGGAGCGAGUUGCAGUUGGCCAAAUGCUGCCUACAGAAUCAUUGUUUUAUCGAGCUGUUCUUCAGGUUAUUAUAGAAGAAAUUUAUGGUGUCACCAGAAGUGAUCGACAUGUUGGAAAAACUUUCUCUAAAUCAUCCUCCUUCAUAGAUUAUGUCAGAAAGUCUCUGAAAAAGCUGGAACUUGAUGAUUCAAAGUGUGGAAGAGCCUGUCAAGUCCAGAUGAAACACUUAGAUACAAAUGAACUACUUUUUCUGCCUUUUGGUACAGGACCAUCCCUUUCACAUAUCCCUCCACCUCAGUAGUAAAGCUGAGACAUACACCAUGACUACUGAAUGUCUGACAAAAUACUCUCAUUUCGUGAGGGCAGAGGGAGGUCUUUUAGUGUGAGCUUGAUGCUUUACAGGUGUAGUUACAUUGCUUCUAGCUUCAGAACUAAUGGAAUUGCUUUGUGAGCCAUGGAUUCGUGAGGGCUUCAGUAAUUGGUCUGGAUACACACCAAGGCAGUAUUUUAUUCCUGGCUGUUUAUUUUGUCAUAGCUCACUCUGUUCCUAUACACUCCAUGUUGUAAGGGCAUAACAUUCAGUGUCACAUAGAUAUGAGAGGAAUUCUAUCAGAAAAUUUCUUUUCCCUUUCAUUCACUCUUUCACCUAAUUUAACAUGAAUGUGGGACUCUCACUUCAGAGUAUGAAGUAUUCAGCCCUGCUCCUUCUCUUAGGGGAGCUGGCCACGCUUACACUUGCAUUGAUUCUUUCAGUCAGCAAGAGCAAUUUCUCCUUCCUCUUCAACAGAACAUGUUUCAGCUCUGUGAUGUAAGUGCUACAAAUGGCAUUGCCACAGCAAAAAGUCCUCGUAUAAGUAUUUAUGUAUUUCUAGAGUAUUUGAAGAAAAAAAAAAAAAACAAAAACCAAACACAAAGCUUUCUUAAAUUUCCUAUACUUAUUGGGGUAGAUUAGCAAAAGAUCUUUCACAGGGCCUGGUUUUAAGGUGAUUAAAGGGAGAAAGAGCUUACAAGGUUAAGGCAUGGUUGCAUGUCUGGGAGACUUAGUGAUCUAUGACCCAGCUAGGAUCUGUUCUGCUAGUAAGUGAGAGCCUCAGCGGGUGGAGCUGUGUAACAAAGAGAAGCUGGCCUGGAUUCAUGCAAAGUGCAAUCUGGGAGUAAGGAGAGAAUUCUAUUUAAUGCCAUGUCUGAUUGCAGGAAGAUAAACAGGGCUGGAAACACUCCUGACACAUCCACAAAUAAAAGUUAUUAGUCACUUUGAUUUCAUCUCCUGCUGUAUUCAUACUAUAGUUACUGCUAUGGGCUAAUAGCAUACAAGAUGGUUAAUUUGUCUUAGUCAAAAUACUUCACAAAUCACUUAACCCUUUCAGAUGUAGACAUAUGCUAAAGAGAUGUAAUAGUAAUUUCAGAGAUAGGGUCACCUUAGCUUUCACACACAAAAAGAAGUUUAUGUGCCUGUCAGCAAGUGUUUUGUUGCAGAUUUACUUGGUUUUGCUCAACCAAGCUUCCAAGUCUCCCGUGACUCCCGUGUAUUUCGGUUUUGAACAGUCUAGUGUCUGCACAUAACUUGAAGUUGCUGGGGCUUUUCCCCAGGAAAAAGUCAAUGAUUUGGCGCGUGCCCAUCUGACAACCUGAGGUGAGAUCUGCAACAAGAAACAGAUGCUCAGUUUCCACCAUCCCUGUUUGCUCUAACCCUGACCAGACUUCUCAUAAACAUGCUGCCCAUGUGUCUUUUCCUGAUCUGUGCUUCAGGUAGAGCAUCCCAAAAAGGCACAGCUGUCAGGUCUCAACUGGCAGUUCAGUGAAGGGCACUUUCGGUGAGGCAUUCUACCCAUCACAGUAGUAUUUACAUUAAUAACAUAGUAAGAGAAACUCACAUCCUGUAAAAAGCUUAUUCAUCGUCUUAAGUAAUUUAAACAACUUUGAUAUUUGAUACCUUAUGUCUAUCAAUGUUAUCAAAAUAUUUCAAAGCCUUGAUGUAGCUAUGUAUCUAAA